Messenger RNA from Diabrotica virgifera virgifera (western corn rootworm), 3705 nucleotides. RefSeq names its product plasma membrane calcium-transporting ATPase 1-like. Gene Ontology annotation, cellular component: membrane; intracellular membrane-bounded organelle. Bases 72 to 3278 code for a protein of 1068 amino acids. Lineage: Eukaryota; Metazoa; Arthropoda; Insecta; Coleoptera; Chrysomelidae. The record is from RefSeq and is a predicted model, not a curated record. The transcript is spliced from 15 exons. Gene Ontology annotation, molecular function: P-type calcium transporter activity; ATP binding; ATP hydrolysis activity. Gene Ontology annotation, biological process: calcium ion transmembrane transport; regulation of cytosolic calcium ion concentration.
AUUGACAAUGAAGCAUUCGCUUACAGUUUUAAUUAAAGGCUUUUACAUUUUUGUAAAUAUUAAAGUGAAAUAUGUCUUUAAUUGACGGCCGUCCCGCACAAUAUGGUAUUACUUUGAAAGAAUUACGUAAUCUUAUGGAACAUAGGGGCGCAGAUGGACUAGAGAAAAUUCGAGAAUUAGGUGGAAUGCAAGAGAUAUGUAAAAAAUUAUAUACAUCACCAAGCGAAGGACUACGUGGUACACAGAUAGAUCUAGAUCACAGAAGAGAAACCUUUGGAUCAAAUUCGAUUCCUGCAAAGCCUUCAAAAACGUUCUUCAGAUUAAUAUUGACAGCUCUACAGGAUGUUACCCUAAUUAUUCUAGAGGUAUCAGCUAUAAUAUCUCUAUUGCUUUCUCUUUAUCACCCCCCAGAAGGAGAAUCAGAUGACGAAACAAAUUAUGGAUGGAUAGAAGGAUUAGCAAUUUUAAUUUCUGUUAUAGUAGUGGUACUGGUAACAGCCUUCAACGAUUAUUCUAAAGAGAAGCAGUUUCGUGGGUUACAAAAUCGAAUAGAAGGAGAACACAAAUUUGCAGUGAUUAGACUAGGAGAAGUCAAGCAGAUAUCUGUGACUGAAAUAGUUGUAGGUGAUAUUUGCCAGAUUAAAUAUGGAGACCUUUUGCCAGCAGACGGGAUUCUUUUGCAAUCUAAUGAUUUGAAGAUAGACGAGUCCUCGCUUACGGGUGAAUCAGACCACGUCAAAAAGGGAGAGGCCUUCGACCCAAUGAUACUCUCUGGUACUCAUGUUAUGGAAGGAUCUGGUAAGAUGCUGGUUACAGCCGUAGGUGUCAAUUCGCAGGUAGGUAUUAUCUGUACACUAUUAGGAGCAGCUGGGGAUCAAAAAGAACGCAGAAAAAAGAAAAAGAAGAAUGGUGAAAACAAAACCGAAGCUGAAAGCAGCCAUGUGGACACAGACAAGAAAGAUAAAGGACUCGCCAGAGAAGAAGAGGUUGAUGAGGCUUCUACCUCUGCACCAAGUGGAAAAGUAACUGGCGAACAAUGUAAAAGACCUACCGAAAAAAAAUCCAAAAAAGAAAAAUCUGUACUUCAAGCUAAACUCGAAAAACUCGCACUUCAGAUCGGUUAUGCUGGAACCUUCAUUGCAGCUCUCACUGUUGUCAUUCUGGUGCUACAAUUCUGUAUCAAGACUUUUGUCAUCAAACGACAACCGUGGAACUACGGAUACGCUAACUAUUUUGUCCGUUAUCUCAUUAUUGGUGUAACUGUACUUGUAGUGGCCGUACCUGAAGGACUGCCGUUGGCCGUUACCCUGUCUUUAGCUUAUAGUGUUAAGAAAAUGAUGAAAGAUAACAACUUGGUUAGGCAUCUUGAUGCCUGUGAAACUAUGGGCAAUGCAACUGCUAUCUGUUCUGACAAAACCGGAACUUUGACUACCAACAGGAUGACGGUUGUGCAGAGCUAUAUAUGUGAACAAUUAUGGAAAACUACGCCUAAGUUCAAUGAUAUUGCUACAAAUGUCGGAAACAUUAUCAUUCAAGCUAUUUCAAUAAAUUGUAGCUAUACUUCUAGAAUAUUGCCUCCAGAACGCGGUAGUAAUCUACCGAGACAAGUUGGCAACAAAACAGAAUGUGCAUUACUAGGAUUCGUCCUAGGACUUCGAAAGGACUACCAAAUCAUCAGGGACAACCAGCCCGAAGAAACAUUCACUCGAGUAUACACUUUCAAUUCAGACAGAAAAUCAAUGAGUACCGUGAUCCCCCGAUCAGGUGGCGGUUACCGAUUAUUUACCAAAGGUGCUUCAGAAAUAAUCCUAGAAAAGUGUGCCUUUAUCUACAGCUAUGAUGGUCGUCUUCAAAAAUUCACACAAGAUAUGCAGAAAAGGCUGUUAAGACUAGUAAUAGAACCUAUGGCUUCGAAUGGACUCAGAACCAUUUGCCUUGCUUAUAGAGACUUCGUUCGUGGUGCACAAGAAAUGAAUCAGGUGUAUAUAGAACGUGAACCUAACUGGGACGAUGAAAAAUAUAUUGUCAAUAACUUAACAUGCCUGUGUGUUGUUGGUAUUGAAGAUCCUGUUCGACCCGAAGUACCUGCAGCCAUUAGGAAAUGCCAGAGAGCUGGCGUCACUGUAAGAAUGGUCACUGGUGACAAUUUGAAUACAGCUGUGUCGAUUGCCACUAAAUGUGGUAUUGUAAAACCAAAUGAUGAUUCCCUCAUUCUCGAAGGAAAAGAAUUUAACAGAAGAAUUAGGGACAGCUCUGGAGAAGUUCAACAACAUCUUAUUGACCAAGUUUGGCCUAAGUUGCGUGUUCUGGCGAGGUCAUCUCCCACGGAUAAAUACAUUCUUGUCAAGGGUAUUAUAGAUAGUGAGUUAAGUGCUUGUAGAGAAGUAGUAGCUGUAACUGGUGACGGUUCAAAUGAUGGACCAGCAUUAAAAAAGGCUGAUGUUGGAUUUGCAAUGGGUAUUGCUGGUACAGAUGUCGCAAAAGAAGCUUCUGAUAUUAUUUUGACUGAUGACAACUUCACUAGUAUCGUCAAGGCUGUUAUGUGGGGUAGAAACGUUUAUGACAGUAUAGCUAAAUUUUUACAGUUUCAGCUUACUGUCAAUACAGUUGCCGUUAUCGUGGCUUUUACUGGUGCUUGUGCUGUCCAAGACAGUCCUUUAAAGGCUGUACAAAUGUUAUGGGUGAAUUUAAUUAUGGAUACAUUAGCUUCUUUGGCUUUAGCUACUGAACUACCCAGUGAAGACUUACUUCUCAGGAAACCCUAUGGUAGAACAAAACCCUUAAUUUCCAGAACUAUGAUGAAGAACAUUUUAGGACAAGCCAUAUAUCAAUUAGUAGUUAUAUUUGGAUUACUUUUUGUAGGUGACAAACUCUUGGAUAUUGAAUCUGGAAGAGGAGUGGCAAUCGGCCAUCCAGCAACCCAACAUUUCACCAUGAUCUUUAACACUUUCGUUAUGAUGACGCUCUUCAAUGAGUUCAAUGCUAGAAAAAUUCAUGGACAAAGAAAUAUUUUUGAAGGUAUUUUCACCAAUCCCAUCUUUUAUACCAUCUGGAUUGCAACAUGUAUAGCACAGGUGGGUAUUAUCCACGUAGGUGGUAUAGCGUUUUCUACAACUAGUUUGGACAGAGAUCAGUGGUUCUGGUGCGUUUUCUUUGGAGUAGGAACUCUAUUAUGGACGCAGCUUCUUUUAACAUUGCCAACUAGUAAAAUUCCGAAGAUAUUUUCGUGGGGCAGAGGUAAUCCUGAGGAAUGUGUUAGAGCCAUUGCCACGAGUUAGAGCCAUUCCUCGCUUCUCAGGUUUUCUGGAUAAGAGACUAAGGAAAAUCUCAGCCAUAGGUUGAAUGGAAUACCCAGUUUUAUCUAGAUGAUAACUUGAAGACAGAACGAAACCCCCUGCCAGCAUACUUUUACUUGAGAGGAACUAACACUACGGGUUUGAGGAACAAUGUUAGGGUGAAAAAGAUCGCUGAAAUAUUAGUCAAACAUCAGGCACAGGUACCUGUUAUUGUGUGGGAUGAUCUAGAAAAAUAUAGCAGCUACUCCAAAAUAAUUCUGAAGACAACAUCUGAAUUUUAAUCUGGAUUUUAAUUUGGAAGUUACACAAGAUGAUUUGGUUCUAUGGUUGUUGAAUAUAUUUCGACAUGGCCUAGAUCCCAUUUUAGUACCCUAAUAAUAUUUUAAUAAAAUAUUUUUAAAUCGUUUUA